Molecule: messenger RNA, 1629 nt
Organism: Nezara viridula (southern green stink bug)
Lineage: Eukaryota; Metazoa; Arthropoda; Insecta; Hemiptera; Pentatomidae
Source: the annotation of a GenBank genome assembly
AUGCUGAUAGAAAUGUCCGGUUACAGAAGAGUUAAUUAUUAUGAAUUAUGCCGACUGUGUACCUCAAGUGAAGGAAAUAAAACCCACAUUUUUAAAGAUGAAGGAAGAAAGCUACAAUUAACUACCAAGAUACAAGCUUGUCUCAGACUUCAAGUCAGUGAGGAAGAUUCAUUGCCCAAAAUUAUCUGUAACUUGUGUUUAGAAAAACUGGAAGGUUUUUUUGACUUUAGGACAUCCUGUGUCAAAGCUGAAGGGAUGUUGGAAAGUUAUGCUACAGCAUUAAGAUUUAACAGUGAUUUUAAGAAGGAAGGAAAGGUUUAUGUUAGGGAUGUAUCUUAUAGCAAAGAUGGUUUUGAAGAUGACUCAAUUAAUAGACUGGAUGUUGUUCCUGCUGCCUUGCCUACUCAAGAAAUCCAUGUUCAAUUGCAACCUGCUACACCAUUAAAAGUGUCCUCUAAACCCCAAACAUUGACUUCUAUUCCUGUCCCUGUUAGUAUAGAUAGUCUUAGCAGCUUAGUGCAAGCAGCUGCAAUUCAAAUCGUUAGUCAACAUGACAAUGAUGAUGCUAGACUACAUCAAUAUAAAGUCCAGAUGCAGCCUAAUGCUGAUACAGCGACUCAUGGUGAUCAUAAUUAUUCCUUUCAAACACCUAUUCAAAAUUCCCAAAUUACUAAACAAAAUCAAACAUUAAGUUCAAAAAAUAUGAAGAGUGCAAGCACUCAAAUGGAUGAUCAUAUUAGUAAUGCUGUGCAAGAAGUAGAAGUGGAAAACGAUUCAUUACAAUCUGCCAUAACUUUUACCACAAAUAAUUCAGGACAGGAUGUAUUGCUUCAUUUUGGCCUGACCAAAGACAAAGAUGAUCAAUUGUAUCAGCAUACUGAAGAAAAUGACAGUAGGACUUCAAUGGUUCAUAUACGUGAAUUUUUGAAAAUGAAACCAGAUGAAGAAAUAACUGAUGAAGAAUGUGAUGAUAAAUGUGAAAAUUGUGGCAAACAGUUUAGCUCAGAGGAAGAUAGAAUUAACCAUUCCACAACUUGCACAGUUGAUGAAAAAAUUAUAAACAGUUAUAUUUGUGACUCAUGUGGUAAACUUUUCAAAAGAAAAGAGCACUUAUUUCAACACAAAAAACUGCACACUGGUGAAAGACCAUUCGUUUGUGGUCAUUGUGGUAAAACAUUUAGUAGAAAGGAACAUCUUGUUAGACAUUCUGUUUCUCAUACUGGUCAGAAGCAAUAUUCAUGUGAUCUGUGUGGAAAAUCUUUUGGACGUAAAGACAAUGUUAGAAAACACAGGAAAACUCAUAGCCUUGCUGGACCAUUUGUUUGUGAAACUUGUGGUAAACAAUUUGUAGUAAAACCUUAUUUCUUGAUGCACAAAGCUAGUCAUGAAGAUGAUCCUCCCCAUAGGUGUGAUGUAUGCCAACGAACUUUCAGUACGAAACAGUAUCUAUUGACCCAUAAAUUAAAACAUAAAGAGGCUCCAAAUACAUCUACAACAGCAUCUUUAUCCUUGCCACAGCGUUCUUUCCAGGUUGUUACAACAGCUAGCAGUCCGAUUCCAAAUCUCGUCUGUUCAUCCACUUCUCCUACAAGGGUAGCAGACACCUACAAGCGUAUUAGUCUUACCUAA